AUGGAGUCCGCCUCUGACGCGUGCCGCGAACAAGUUCGGCGCAUCCAGGCAGCCCUACUGCGCUUGGGAUGGCACCAGCGCACCGGGGAUCGUGGUGCAUUCCUGAACACACCCGUCCACAGCACAGCCAAUCCAAGCGACCCACUCACCGCAUCGCCGGUGGUGACGAUGCAGUCGGCGCUGGCAACAGCAGAGGCUCGAGCUGGCGGCGAGGCAGCUGAAGUGACGUCGCCGCCGAAGAGCAUCGCGCGUGCGCCACCUACCUCGGCACCACCGGGAGUGCUGGGUGACCAUGAUGUGAACUGGAGCGCUUGCGAGCGUUGCCGUGACUGCCUCAUGAGUCCGCCGGCAAGCCGUGGCGCUGUCCACGGAUCAACACGCCUUUGCUUGCAGGCCCUGCAGCGGCACCACAACAGCUCUGCUCGAGCAGCAGCGCCAUCCAUUCACCGCACUACCAAGCCUCACACCUUUGUUCGGGUCGUGUGUGACGGUGAGCGCGGCUCGGCACCGGCAGCGGCUGAUGUUCUUGCGUGCCCCUCCUCAGACUCGCUGCCGCUGCCGUCUGCGGGGCGUGUGGCAGUCGCCCAUGCAUUCGACGAUCUCAUUGCAAGGGCCUGGGGACGAGCGGAGGUGGCGACGGCAGGAGGGGCAGGAGGCGUGGGUGGCGGGUGCACCACGACCACAGCGCCUCACAGCGGAGUCGGUCGUCAUUGGGGUUGUGAAGGGUGUGCCGCACCUCCUGAUGCAGCGCCGUCUUGCACGGCGGAGGUGCGUCCUCCGGCGGCGUCCCCCGGAAGGGCGGCGACUCCUUCUGACGUGUCCGCAUCGGUAUCGUCAAUGCUGCCGUUCACGGCAACGCAGCCUCCGCCGUCGACGCAGCUCCACGACGACGGUCGCUCGAGCAGGUAUCAGACAUCACGCUUGGGAGCCCCAACCACUCGCAUAGCCUCGCUCGUCGGUGCUGAUGCUGCUUCCUGCUUUAGCACCCGUGUCGAUCUCUCUAAGGACGCACUUUAUGCCGAAGUAUGCCCGUCAGCCACGGCUUCCCAUGCCCUCCCUCCACCGCCAUCGCCAAGGCAUGCCUUGGCUGCGUCGCAGCUCCAACGGCGUAUGUUACGCGCCGUGCAGCUACUGGAUGCCGCCUUACAUAGCUCGAGCGACGGCAGCAGUGGAGGAGCCGCUACGAGAAGACUCGACAACCUUCAUCAGAUCCUCAUGACAUUGACCGACUCCUGUGGGCAGCCACUUGCGUUGCCGAGUCGCGCGACAGGUGCGGCGCUGCGUCGCUUGCGGAAGCGACUUGUGCAAGAGCUGCUGCUUGGCAAUCAGGCACCCGGAAUGUUGCGGCGCUCUUCGACGUCGUCGCGGAUGCCUUCGAGGCCUUCACGGUCACCUGCCCGUCACGCGGCAAUCCACGACGGCCUCGAAGGCAUCCGCGACGAGGCCAACGCGCGCAGUGGUGGUACCUUCAGCCUGGAGAAUGUUGCAGAUGACGUGCGUCGUGCCAACCCUCCUCCUUUCCCAGCGUCCGACGCCUCAUCCGUUUGCUUCGCGGGCACUCGCUCCGACAUGCCGGCCCCCACCGCCGUCGCUGCUCCGCCGCCUGCGCUCCCGCCGUCGCCUCCUCCAUCGUCAGCCUUAGACCCCUACACGGAGUCGCAGCAGCGGUUUCAGCACGAGGUGGCAACGCUGCAUCAGGCACAGCAGCGACGGCUGCAGCUCCAGCGACAGCGCACCCAUGCACUAGAAUCAACGCGUGCCAGCGUGCAACGUUGA
This is a messenger RNA of Leishmania major strain Friedlin, 1776 nucleotides long. RefSeq lists its product as hypothetical. The transcript has a single exon. NCBI's taxonomy places the organism in Eukaryota, Euglenozoa, Kinetoplastea, Trypanosomatida, Trypanosomatidae. The record is from RefSeq and is a predicted model, not a curated record. Bases 1 to 1776 code for a protein of 591 amino acids.